AUGCCGGAUCUGUUCUCGCUGCCGGAGUCGACCGCCGCCAACGACAUCGUCCUACUCCCGUUACUCUUCUCCUCCAUCUCGCCUACUCUCAAUUUCUCUAAUCUCCCUGCACCCUAUUUGCAUUCCACUGUGCUUUCCGGAAUCGAUCAACGCCAUCCCCACUGCUUUCGACUCCUCCUUACUAUAUCUCAUGUCACCCCUCUGCCUUCUCCUACUCUCUCAUCGUACAUCGCCAUCAUCGAUUCAGCAUCCACCACCGGAAGACGAAGCUCGCCGGAAACCCUCACCAUCGUUGUCAGCCUUGCGGAUUACACGGUCAUCCACCAUCAUCGUCCAGGAUCCGUAUCCGAUCACCCACCGCUGUCAGCCACCAUUGUAAACCUACCAUUGUCAGUCAGCCACCAUCCUCAACUUUGCUAUUCUAAGGCAAGCAAAAUGCUUUUGGAAGUUGGAACUUGGAAGAUGUAGUAAGCUUGCUGAAGUUUAAGACUCGGUGUUUGGAAAUUGUACGUAGUUCAUGGGGACACAUUCUUGCUUGUUGUUGGCUUGUUGCUUUCAGGUAAAUGAGUUGCGACAACAAGUAUUAAACAUGCAACAAGCCAUGGAUCAAAGGUAAAGUCAAAUGUAUUUGCAAAUGGAACAAAUGUGAAAUGAAAUGGAAUUGCAAAUGCAACGACAAUUGGCCUCCCUUUAUGAGACAACUCAAUGCGUCCGGUAGUCCACUAAGUAGUUCUUAGUUUUUGUUUUAAAACACUUAAUGAAUGUUAUGUUAUUGACUAGUUCUUAGUUUUUGUCAUGGCAUUGUAAUGGUAUUUUGAGUAUUUGAAUGUAUGAAUGUUAUGUUAUUGAC
Messenger RNA from Lactuca virosa, 850 nucleotides. The record is from the annotation of a GenBank genome assembly. Lineage: Eukaryota; Viridiplantae; Streptophyta; Magnoliopsida; Asterales; Asteraceae.